Molecule: messenger RNA, 2044 nt
Organism: Planococcus citri (citrus mealybug)
Lineage: Eukaryota; Metazoa; Arthropoda; Insecta; Hemiptera; Pseudococcidae
Exons: 1
Coding region: 263-1897 (544 amino acids)
Biological process (GO): proteolysis; protein desumoylation
Cellular component (GO): nucleus
Molecular function (GO): deSUMOylase activity
Source: RefSeq, a predicted model, not a curated record
UGUUAGAGCAUGGGAAAACAAUUUAAAGACCAAAAUCAAAGAUUCUGAACUGAGAAAUGAAAUUUCUGAUUUUCUUAAUGAAAUUUUAAAUGUUAGAAAUAUCACAGAUUUCCGAGAAUUAGAAACUGCAUUCAUUUACAAGUAUAAAAAAAACGAAGAGUCUGCUGAAUUUGUGAAUUACUAUGAAACAAAUUACAAAGACAGAUCAGAAGAAUGGGCUCUCUGUUUUCGUAAAAAGUGGUAUUAUACAUCUGAUACAAACAUGUAUGUUGAAUCAUAUCAUAAUCGUUUGAAAACAUUCACUUUUAAAAGACGUCCAAAUCAAAGACUUGAUAUACUUUUAGAAAAGCUUUUGGGAAUUGAAAUAACACUAUUUCUUGAACGUGAAGGCAAAAUUAGAAUGAAAGAGCCCAAUAUCUAUGAGAUCGGACAUUUGAUGCAGAAAAAACAUGAACUUGGCAUGAAAAUUAAAGACGAAGAUGUAAAAAAAAUUGGUACAAGUUGGGAAAUUCAAUCACAAACGGAGAAGUCUAUUACUUACACAAUUGUGCAAUAUCGUGCUCACUGCCUGAAUCGUGAUCAUUGUUUCGCACAAUGCUCAGAACAGCCUUGUAAUCACCUUUGUGCUCAUAUGUUUUCUUGUAGUUGCCCAGACCCUUUCCCCCUCUGCAAACAUAUCCAUAAAGUGCAUUUUCUCUGUUUAAGUCCUCAUAAAAGUUUGGCAAAAUUUUCUUCAGAAUCUAAUACAGAUGCAAAAUCGUCUCAAAGCAGUGUUAAAUUAUUCAGUCCAAUUUCUAAAGGAAACAAGGCAGUUUCUUUAUAUGAUCGCAUUAAGCAACAUUACACAAGUAUGGCUGAUUUAUUCCAAGAUGACCAAAAUGUUGACAUGAAUGACUCCUGUCUAAAACUACUUUAUCAAAAUAUGAAACAAGCGAGCGAAAUUUAUUCUUCAAUCAAAUCGCCGCUUAACAUUAGUGCUAGUGUGUCUUUACCUGUAAAACAUAUUUCACCAAACACCAAAAUUACACCUCAAGCGCAGCUAUAUAGGACCAAUAAGCGUCGAAAAACGAAACGUGAUACUUCGUCAAGAAAAAAAAUCAACUUUUCUUUACAGAACAGUCACCCUUCUCCAUAUGCUUCAUUCACAGUUCCCCUGGAGGAUGGGGUAACCCUACGCGAUCUUCAAAAAACAGAAAUUACAAUAGGACAAUAUGAAAAAUCUAUAACAGAAAAAAAUGAUAGAUAUCCAAUUUCUACAUUAUAUUUCAAGUCUUUAGAUUAUUAUAUCCCUGCAAAGGAUUUCCAACUUAUUCACAAAUUUGUGCCAACUUUCACUAGAGGUUGGCUGUAUGAUUUUGUAAUUGAUGCGUAUUUGUACAUAUUAACUACUAAUAAUGAGGAACUGUUUGCAAUAGAAACAAUGGCAGUCCAAAUGAUUAAUCGCGAACCCACUUCUUUGGAAAAUGUUAGAUUUUUGAUGCUUGGUACUGAGGACAAUUUAAAAUUUUUAGGAGCACAGACCUUCUUUAUUCCUCUCAAUCUCAAUCAAGCCCGCAACCACUGGUUUUUAAUGGUCAUUGAAAUGAAAAAUAAAAAAGUUUACAUAUACGAUUCCAACCACCAAAGCACAUUUGCACAACAUCCACACCAAAAUUCCUUAAUAAAAUUUGCAUGUACUAUCGUAAAUUUUCAUGGAAGUUGUGUGGAUGCAGGUUGGAAAAUAAUAAUCCCAAAGCAUGCGAUGCAACAAGAUGCUCAUAGUUGUGGGGUAUUUGUAUGUUGGUUCGUAAAACAAAUAAUAGAAAAUGAGUCUGUGGAAGGACCAUUUGAUGCACAUAAUUUCCGAAAAGAAAUUUAUGAAACUUUAACAGCAGAUCCUAUCCCAUUGGAUGAAUGAAAGGCGAGUAGGAUCUGUGAUUUUUAAAAAUUUUGGCUUUCUUUUUAGGGCACAGCGAGACAUUGAGGGAUUUGAUUUAAAAAAUAAGUUCAUAUUCGUACUCAGCGACCUCAAAAACAUACCAUUCAAUACAUCACUCGAUUUUUU